Puccinia graminis f. sp. tritici CRL 75-36-700-3 is the source of this 1062-nucleotide messenger RNA. RefSeq lists its product as uncharacterized. Lineage: Eukaryota; Fungi; Basidiomycota; Pucciniomycetes; Pucciniales; Pucciniaceae. The transcript has 3 exons. The record is from RefSeq and is a predicted model, not a curated record. Bases 1 to 1062 code for a protein of 353 amino acids.
AUGUUUUCUUUCUUUCAUUCUUCUUCUCCUUCCCAUCCUAUCAACAAGGCCUUGGCAAAGAUCAAGACCCACUCUAGUCCACCUCCCUCGCACGGUGUUCCAAGAGGGACAACCCAGAUUGCCCACAUCGAUCAAGUCAACCCAAGCCUUGCCAUCCCAAUACGCCUCAGGAACCCCGGCCACGUCUCAUCAGCCAAAACCCAUCAUCGUCAGCAACUCGAACGCUUGGUUGAGACCGAGGAGCUUUUGGCGGCUGAGGAAGAUAACUGGCACAUCCAGCAGCAGAUUAUGCUCCGCCAGGCUACCUUGGAACGUGAACAGAUCGAGCUUGACAAUCACCUUGAGGACGAGUGCAAGGUGAGGGAGGAACAACCAAAUGGGCUCAGAGCUACUCAAGUUCUCAAUGAACCUCACCAGCUUCGACCCUGCCCCCCAUCUACGGUCCCAUCGGUCUCAGGCGCUCUGCUCUACCUUCGUUUGCCGGACCCCCACCGAUCGUCCCCAGAGCAAUGGGCUUUCAUCCUCCUUUGUUUGCUGGCAAGAGCAGUCACACCGAUUACCCCCUUUCGUCCGCUCGUCACAGUCUGCCGUCCCCAAUGGACUCGACCUACUUCUGCUCCCAAGCCGAAGCCGGUAAUUGCGGCGGGCGAGCGGAGCGGUCUGCUCUUGCCCGAGGUAGGUCCGCCCUCGCCGAUCUCGCCUCUCUCGACCCCACAGUUUAGCGGCCAUCCAGAGGAGCGGUCUUUUCAACCGCAUUUCGAGCCCAGCUAUCCAGUCCAACACGGCUCGAUCUUCAAUCAAGCACCGACGCCUGAAUUCCAUUGGCACCCCUUGCAGGACCCCCGUGGAUCUGGCGUGCUCAACCGUGGAAAGCCCUUUGCCCUUGCUCCUACCAAGGCCAUGAACAACGAGCUCCGCUUCCAUCCGGCUCCCGUUGCCCCCCUUGACUCUCAUCGCGAGUUCAUUGGCUCAUUGGCAUUUGCCUCCGAGUUUACUUCCUCUUAUCACCACCAUGAAAGCUAUUUCCCUCGGACUUGUAGCUCUACUUACAGCUCCCAAUGA